Molecule: messenger RNA, 2745 nt
Organism: Bufo bufo (common toad)
Lineage: Eukaryota; Metazoa; Chordata; Amphibia; Anura; Bufonidae
Gene: CCDC13
Product: coiled-coil domain containing 13
Exons: 15
Coding region: 136-2232 (698 amino acids)
Biological process (GO): cytoplasmic microtubule organization; non-motile cilium assembly
Cellular component (GO): centriolar satellite
Source: RefSeq, a predicted model, not a curated record
AUGACGUCGGCAGCGCCGUUUCCAUGGAGCUGGUUACCCUGGUGACGCGUCCUCUUCCUUCUAAAGGACGGAGUGAACCCAACCGGUUAAGUGAUCCGAAGGGACGAGCGACCGGGCGUACUGCUCAGGGUCAUCAUGGAGUCAGACGCCGCAGUGAACGAGAACCUGAGGCUGCAGUUCAGAGCGCUGCAGGAGCAGCAGCAGAAGCGUCUGCAGAGACGGAUGGAGCGCAAGAGAGAGAAGUACGAGGGCGACACGAAGCCCGACGCGUUUGGUGUACAGGACGAGCUGAACCUGCUGCAGACUGACGCAGAGGCCUCCCAGGAGACAAGAAGCAGGCUUCUGGAAGAUGAGAACGAGCAGCUGCAGGGCCAGAUCCGGGAGCUGCAGGAUGAGAACGGCCGGCUCCACAAACUUCUCAAGGAGAAAGAGUUUGAGAUUAAACGUCUGAGAAAGAAAGUAGAAGACAACAAGAUAGCGCUGGCAGGGACGGCUGGCCUGUCUGGAGACGUGGCAGCCACAAAAAUCGUAGAACUGUCCAAAAAGAAUCGGGAGCUGACUGCUGAAAUGGAGAGGGAGAAAAGCAAAGUGCGUCAGCUGGGAAACAGAGUGAAGGAGCUGGAGAGAGAGCUUCAGAACUCACAUGAUCCUGAAUAUUCCGGGAAAGACUCGGGAUCUGAGCCGAAAGUCUCCCGCUCUGCAGAAGGAACCCCGACGGACGGCGCAGAGAUGAAAGCGUUACAGGACAGGCUGGCGGCUGCCAACCUUAAACUGACCGAAUAUCGCAACCAAAUCCAGACCACACGGCAGGAGAUGAAGAUGGCGCACAAGGUGUUGGUCAGCGAGGUCGGUGAGGAUGUGAACAUUUCGCAGCUGCUGUCUUCAGCGGGCGGCUGGAGGGGGCGAGCACAACAGAUACUUGCGUUACAAGGCAGGGUGCGGGAGCUGGAGAGUCAGCUGGGACAGGCGAGGAGUCCGGCCUCCGAGCUCAGCCUAGAAGAGGAGAUGUUGGGCAUUUCUGUACCAAGGAGACUCGCUGCUCAAGACAAGAACUUAUUUAGGAUCCGCAACCUGGAGAAGGAGAGGAAAGAAACCUCCGAGAGGCUGACGGGAGAGCACGACGCUCUUAAAAAAGACUACGAGGAACUGAAAAAGAAGUUUGAGGGCUCAAAAGCCAGGAGCAAGUCCUUGUCUAAUGACCUGAAGUCCCUGAAGAUGCAGAUGGUGACGCUGCUGGAGAAAGGGAAGCACGACGACGAGCUGAUCGACGCUUUACUGAGCCAGCAGAAGAACUUGCAGGAGAUCCUAAACCGCCUCAGUCAGCAGGAGCAAAAGCAGAAAGAUUCCCAGCAAACCCUGAGCGGGCGGCUGAACAGCGAGAACCAGAAACAGAACUCCCUGGUGACCCAGCUGAAGCAGAUGGUGGCCGAGCGGGAGGCGAAGGUGAAGGAGCUGGAGGAGGAGGUGCAGCAGCUGACGCUGAAGAGCCCUCCUGAAAAGCAAAUGAGAAGUAAAAGUUUUGACACCAAAACUGCAUCAGAGAUGAGAUCUGAGAUCCGGGGGCCUUUGCGGUCACUGUCAGACAGUGGGGAUUCCCUCAACUCGGCCAGGACGGUAUUAAAACUGGGGCAUGAACUAGUGGAGACAGCGCAGGCCUCUUCUACGGUCAUCAGCACGCGAUCCUCACCACGCAGGUGUGACAGCUCGGAGCUGAGGGUUUGGCAGACACAAGCUGCAGAGUUCAGAGCGCUGUGCCAGGCCGCCGAGGUGGAGAGAGACCGCCUGGUGGAGUUUGUGUCUGUCCUGCAGAAGAGGGUGGAAGAAAGCAGCAAAAAAGCCCUGGAGGCCGAGAAGCAGCUUCAGGAGGAGAGGAAACGCUCAGUCCUCCUGGAGCAGCAGCUGGAGAAGCUGAAAAUGGAGGCAGGCAAGAACGGAACUACACAAAAGCUGUCUGCUCGCGGCAAGGCCGCUCAGUCUCUAAGCACCUCCAGACACUUCCUGAAUGAAUGGAGCGAAUUAUCAUCUAAUGUCCCCCCGGAGACACAGAUAGAGGAGCUCAGCACCAAGCUCGCCAUACAAGUCGAUGAAAAUGACGCUCUGAAAAUGGCCCUGAAGAACGCGCUGAAGACCAAGGAGGACGACCUGAGGCUCUACCAUGACAUGAUCACCCAGGUGAAGCAGAUCUUUCUCCAGGCCCUGCGGCAGUACAAGCAGGAACGCGGCGCCCUCUAGCGUCCCAGAAGGUGACAGCCCCCGGAUGCUGAUGUUCAGGACUUCUCUAGUUCCCUGAGAAGUAUCCAUGGACCUCUCACAUCGGCGUACUGUGUCUGAACCCAUAGAAGCGCUUUAGACGUAGACGGGACAGUGUGACAUCAUUGACUGCUGGGAGCCCCCUCUCACACAGGGCAGUUCCCAAUAAAGGGGGAUGUACAACUAUAAGUCACAGUCCUCACAUGAUUGAUGAGUGGCCCCAGCUCCGGUUGGCCCUAUUCUGGUUACCACUGAGCGGCAAGAUCCUCUUUCUCCCUCCUGAGACUCAGGAACACCAAAGAAUAGAGGGGGGUCACUAACCAGGGGGUGGCAUGUUCUGCUCUGCAUGGUCCUGGGUGUGGUUUUUUUAUUUAUUUUUAUGCGCCAACACGUCUAUGGCAUCAUCGGUGUGUAGUACACAGGUCAGUGACCUGCUAUAUAUACAUUAUAUGACAGGACGGACUACUAGAGAAUCCCAUGACUGCCAAUCGUACA